Messenger RNA from Sardina pilchardus (European sardine), 1473 nucleotides. RefSeq names its product mitochondrial ribosomal protein L2 (gene mrpl2). Gene Ontology annotation, molecular function: RNA binding; structural constituent of ribosome. Gene Ontology annotation, biological process: mitochondrial translation. The record is from RefSeq and is a predicted model, not a curated record. Gene Ontology annotation, cellular component: ribosome; mitochondrial large ribosomal subunit. NCBI's taxonomy places the organism in Eukaryota, Metazoa, Chordata, Actinopteri, Clupeiformes, Clupeidae. The coding region runs from base 120 to 1046 and encodes 308 amino acids. The transcript is spliced from 8 exons.
CAGACGUCAGUGAUAUGCGACGUGCUGUGUUGCUGAAGGACACGAGAGUGUGAAGUAACGUUAUGGAUUAAAAUAUCAGAAAAUACUACGGUUAGACAUUGAAGAGGCCAUCGGCAGUUAUGGCAGUUUCGGCUCUCUCACGAGCCAUGCGCGCUAUAACUCUGACGGGAGGUGGUUGCAAACAGGGACUGCUCUGUAGCAGAGUUGUUGCUGAGAGCAACAGAGCCCCAGCAGCAUCCCUCCUCCCAAGUUUCAACGGUGCAGUGUCUCAAUGGCGGGGGUUACUCACAACAGCCUGCCUGGAACAGAACAAGACAUACUGGAAACAGAGGGAUAAGUACACCAUUCGCCCCAUUGGCAUGAAAAAGACCGGAGGAAGGGACUGGACAGGAAAGGUUCGGACACAUGGUAUUGGAGGUGGCCACAAACAACGACAUCGCAUUAUAGACUUCCAGAGACUGCGAUAUGAAGACGGGAAAGAACCGCAGCCCUUUGAGGAGCGAAUCGUCGAAGUUAGAUACGAUCCAUGCAGGUCGGCAGAUAUAGCCUUGGUUGCAGGUGGUAAUCGGAAACGCUGGAUUAUUGCCACAGAGAAUAUGGACGUUGGUGACCUCAUCAAAACCUCUGGAGUUAUUGGCCGCAUGGCAGUCUCAGCCAAAGAGGGGGAUGCCCAUCCUCUUGGAGCCCUUCCAGUGGGCACCCUGAUCAACAACCUGGAACUGUUCCCUGGCAAAGGUGCCAAGGUCAUUCGCGCUGCAGGCACAUCUGGAGUGCUUCUACGGAAAGUCAGUGGCACAGCUAUUGUGCAACUGCCCUCCAAACAUCAGAUCCAGGUAUCAGAGACAUGUGUGGCCACUGUAGGGAGGGUGUCUAACAUAGACCACAACAAACGCAUCAUCGGUAAGGCUGGCCGUAACCGCUGGCUUGGCAUCCGGCCCUCAAGUGGCCUGUGGCAGAGGAAGGGAGGCUGGGCCGGGCGGAAGAUCAGACCACUGCCACCCAUGAAGAGCUACGUCAACCUGCCCUCCGUGUCGGCCCAAACAUGAGCGCGCUAUCCCUCAACACAGACCCUGAACAAACUUGAAGAGACUAUGAUUUGUACUGAAAAUCUGAGGGGGGGGGGGAAGAGUAAUACCAUGUCUUCAGGAGGUCUAACACAUGGUUUAUGUGAGGAAAUGUGUGUGAGUUUGCCUGGCUAAUUACUCUUAACCACCUGAUAUUGAACGGUGAUAGCAGUUCAGUGUAAAAUUCAUCAUACGAGUGACUCAGCACAUUGUUGAUGUAUGUGCCAGCUGUACCAGACAUGUGAGAGGAAUAUAGCCAGUCCUUUACAAGAAUACACACAUUUAAAGAAGGUUACAAACAUUUUUCUUUAUUAAACACAAUCGCUUUUGUGAGCGCAUGGGGGAAAAACAAUACAAAAUUCCAAUAUGUAUGUACAACUAUCAUAAAACAUGCAAAGGUUAAUCCAUG